Molecule: messenger RNA, 1578 nt
Organism: Coprinopsis cinerea okayama7#130
Lineage: Eukaryota; Fungi; Basidiomycota; Agaricomycetes; Agaricales; Psathyrellaceae
Product: Rnp24p
Exons: 4
Coding region: 1-1578 (525 amino acids)
Molecular function (GO): RNA binding
Source: RefSeq, a predicted model, not a curated record
AUGUCGUCGUCCUCUGAAGCCUCUUCCUCCUCUGUUCGCGACAGUUCUUCUCCGGAACCAACAACAAAAAAGGAUCUCAAACGAAAAAGAUCUAAAGAUGUCUCCAAAAAGCCCAAACCUGCAGACUCGGACUCGGAUUCUAGUAGCGACUCGAGCAGCGCCUCGGAUUCUGACGACUCUGAGCGCGAAAACGACAUGGACGUAGAUGGAGACCAGCAGCCAGUUCUAUCUCAUGCUGAGCGGCGGCGACAAAAGAAACGAGAGAAGAAGGCUCUAGACGACUCGGCUGUGCCCAAAAAGAAGCUCAAGGGGAAGGACGGCGUUGCCAUUCCCUCGAAAGAAUCCACCGCUCUUCCGAAACGACAAAACUCUGUAUGGGUUGGGAACCUCUCAUUCAAAACGACACAGGAUAAUCUACGAUCGUUCUUCAAAGAUGUUGGUGAAAUCACCAGGAUACACAUGCCCAUGAAGGCCUCUUCUAGACCCAAUCUACCUCAGGAAAACCGAGGAUUCGCCUACGUCGACUUUGCAACUCCCGAAGCUAAAACUGCAGCUAUUGCGCUGUCCGAGCAACCGCUCAUCGGAAGGAAACUGUUGAUUAAAGAUGGUGACGACUUUGCAGGACGGCCCAUCGCCCCAGGUGUCGAUGUGAAAACGAACGAUCCCACUCUCGCUCAGAAGACCCACUCCAAAACCGCCCAAAAGAUCCUCCGCAACCAAAAGCAGCCCCCAGCACCGACAUUGUUCCUUGGAAAUCUCCCAUUCGAGACGACGGAGGAUGACAUCCGGGAGAUGUUCGAGGCUCACCGCUAUCCCAAGAAGCAAUCCAAGAAGCCGAAGAAGGGAGGAAAAGGAGAUGAAGACGGGGAUGAAGAAGCGAAAGAAGGGGGAGGGGAUGACGCAGCACAGUCGAAUAAAGAUUCGCAGAAGGGCGAAUACAUCCUUAAAGUUCGAAUGGGGACUUUUGAGGAUACAGGUGCUUGUAAAGGAUUCGCCUUUGUCGAUUUCUCAAGCAUCGAUAACGCAACUUCGGCGCUCAUUAACCCCAAGAACCAUCAUUUCAAUGGUCGAGACUUGAAAGUCGAGUAUGCAGGUGCUGAUGCCGUUCGGCGCGGGGCAGCUAAACAUCUGCUACCCGGCAUUGCCGCUGCAUCUAAAGACAAAGGUACGCGUAUGUCGAACGGCAAGAAGGGCGAGGCUGGUGGUAAUGCUAAAAGGGGUGGUCCCAAAUCGAGCUCGCGAUCAAAUGGGGUGGAGGGCGAUGGAGGAUGGGGAGAAGGAGGGGGAGAGCAGGGAGGCCGAGACUCGAAUGACAAGUCGAGAUCGAGGUCGAGGAACGGUGGUGCGGCGUCGUUUGACAGCGGAGCGGGUGACGAACGUGAGGGUGGUGAACGUGGUGGCGAUGGUGGGCGUGAACGUGGAAGUGGGGGUGGGAGGAAGUUUGGUGGCGAUAGGAAACAGGGACAGCGGGAGUUCAAAGGCUCGAAGGCGAGACCUAAACCAGGCGCUGCUCUUGCCCAGGCGAAGAGGGAGACAGCGGCCAUCAUUCCCAGUCAAGGGAAGAAAAUCACCUUUUAG